AUGGAUUUGAAAUUAUUUAUCCUGAUUUUCAUGUGGAAAGUAAUAUUUGCAUAAAAAACGGAUACAGAUUUGAAAUAAAAGAUCAAAAUUUAUCAAGAGACUGAAGAAGUACUAAUAUAAUCUUCAUAUCCUUCUCUAAGAGCUUCAAGAAAUCUACAAAAUAAUCAAUAUUUUAUUAGUUAAAAUUAAUGUACUUAUAUUAUUGGAUAGUAAUCAUGUUGCACUAAUUUGUUAUAAGCAGGAGGAGCUUUAAAUUGUUCAAAUUGUUAAACCUGUUUGUAAUGUUAAAAUAAAUAUUAUUGCUUAGAUUGUGUUUUAAGGUCAUAAUUUAUUAAUGAAAAUGGCUAUUGCUUAGGUGUAUGCGAUGCUAAAAAUGGUUAUUAUACGCUAAACUUUUAAUAUAAAAAAACUUCCUCACCUAAUUUAUCUUAUGGAAAUUAAUGUUUAAAAUGCCAUUAAAGCUGUAAGACUUGCAAUGGAAAUUCAGAAAAUAAUUGUUUAACAUGUCAAGAUUCCCUUUAACUUUAGCAAAAUAAGUAAUAUUGA
This is a messenger RNA of Tetrahymena thermophila SB210, 546 nucleotides long. RefSeq names its product zinc finger, LSD1 subclass family protein, putative. The record is from RefSeq and is a predicted model, not a curated record. Lineage: Eukaryota; Ciliophora; Oligohymenophorea; Hymenostomatida; Tetrahymenidae. The transcript is spliced from 4 exons.